ACUCUUACCUUGAAACCAAACCAUCUACAAGCUAACCCUCGAGGAAUUUACCUGACUAACUAGUACUUUCCCUGCCUCUAUCAAUCCAUCUUAUGGCUCACUUAACAAAUGCAACGAAAAGCAUGGACAUCAUCGAUACCAGCCUUUUGUCAUCACUAGAGUUUGUCGCGUCAGAGACACGCCUACAAGAUUUAACUCUGGACGAUAUCAAUGCUCAAAUUAAGGAGCAUGCAAAUGAAAUCAAGAACCUCAACUCGAAGAAGGAGAUAGUUGAACAUCGUCGUGCCAUUGCCUUUUACAAGGGCCGUCGAAAUGCUAUCACAUCACCAAUCAUCGUCACACUACCGCCGGAACUGCUGGCCGAAGUGUUUCUCAAUUACGCUCAAUACUGCUUUCCGAACAUAGACGAGGAGCGUACUCAUUGUCCGUAUCAAUGGUUACAGGCAACACACGUAUGCCGAUAUUGGAGACAUGUCGCUGUGUCCUUCCCUCGAAUCUUCUCCGAUAUAGACCUUGCAGCAGGAAAGGAGGAGCAUCUCUGUGAAUGGCUACGCCAUUCGCGUGAGUUUCCCUUGACUGUCAUUGUUAACGGGGAAAUUGGCUGUUACCGUGCACUUUCUCGUAAAUGGCAACUCCUUGCUCCUCAUUUACCCCAUACUCGUUCACUCCACCUUCCAUUCAACCCACCUCAGGAUAUUCCAUGGCCUAGAAGUCCUCUUUUGACGACGUUAGUAUGGACAGCACCAAGUCCCGAGCGUACGUUUAUCGAGAAAGUCUUCUGUGCUCUGCCCAAUCUCCAGGUCCUGGAAAGCACGACAGUGACGUUGGGACCUAAUUGGGCACACCUGCCACUCCCAGCCUCGCUGAAGACGCUCACAAUCAAACACUCAAAGCAGUCGACAUGCCUUGCGACGAUACCUAUGGAGGAACUUUUUGAAGGGCUCAGCACUCUUCAGGACUUGGAGACCCUUAAGCUGAUAGACAUCAAACGAGUCGAAUACCCUCUAUGCCCCGACACUUCGGCCCCCGUUUUCCGCCAUCCUCUAAAGACCUUGGAACUUACUGGGCAUAUUAAGCCUUGUUUCUCCCUCCUCCGCAACGUGAAAUCGGUCGAUCAUCUGACACUGAAGCUACUCAUCUCUAUCAAACAUAAUCAUAAUGUGAUACCUCUAGCCGAAACCCUCGUCCCAUUUCUCUCCCGCAACAGACCACGCACUUGUUUGUGCACCGCCGACAUGUCUCUACGACAUAGCAAUACUCUGAUCUUCACUGCCUGGAACACCGAAAUGGAUCUGAUAGCUCAAGGUGCCUACGGUCCUAUAUACUCGAACCCUUCCAUUCUGCAUGUUAGGCUUUCCUUUUACGGCGUCCAAACCGUGCGGGACACGGCAAAGUCGUUCUGCGAGACCAUCUCACCAUCACUCUCCGGCGUAGACUAUCUUAUAGUCCCCGUUAAUGGUUACCAGCGUGAGGGGGCUCCAUGUUGGGACGUAUUGAAGCCCGUACUACAGAAUGUCCGGCUGUUGGAUUUCGUUCUGAAGAAAGCGUCUGGCUUGGAAUUUGGGUCAUAUCUUGGUGCCAUUGCUGAUAUCGCUCCCUUGGUCCUGCUUAACUCCACUAGUACAUCAAAUCCCGACCUAUCAGAGUGUAAUUUCAACCGCCCAUCGAGCCCUCGCCAUUCACAGUUGGAUCCAAAGGCCACAGUCUGCAGUGAGGAAGAGCAGUGCGGUAGCUCGAGUUCGGUUCAAGACGCUGGCAGCAAAUACCCUGCAUUCUCUCGACUCAGUGUCAUACAUGUUACUGGUAGAAAGAGCGACUACCGGUGGGCUUCAAACUUCCUCAGGGGCCUAAGGGAAGUGCUGCAAACCAGGCAGUCUCUUGGCUUGACCUUGGACGCCCUCGAACUCCUACUGCCAUCUGACAAGUCGAACUCAAACCCCUCUGCAGAGCAGGACAGUGAUCAAGCUGUGCUUGAUGCACUCACAGGACUAGUUGGAGAUUUGAGUUUAGCCCGAUUUCCUUCCACCUAGAUCGAGGGUGUGGACUUUGUAACAGUGAAGAAUGUUGAGAUUUACCACGAGACACUAUAUCUGCCGUGUAUUGAGGAUGUAUUCAGUACACAAUAUCAUUGCGAGAGUUGCGUAUGAACAAACCCAGAGAACCCGAAGACGUAAAACAAUGACAUGAGCAAAUGCUUUUGCACAAUCGGCCCAGCACUAAUGUUCAGUGUAACCAUCAGUAUAUCUGGCGAAGGUGAUAAGAACCCUGCCAAUGUUGUUGGUGGCAAUAGUUCCUCUGCUACGAGAGGAAACAAAGACGAUGAUGGUGCAGCAUCUUCCGGAGCUGAGAAGGAAGGUGGGGAUGAGUGAACGGUGUUCUUUGAUUUUCUUUUGAAUAUACGAACAAUAUUCAGAUAGAGAUAGCGAUGUCUCGUUCUUCCUUGUGAGGUUAUUCAUACUUGGAGUCACCCGCGGCGCACUUGCCCGUGGAAUGUUCGGUUGCAUACAUUGUAUGUAUGUAUGCUCUUGAAAUGGUAAUGAUCUUGACAGCGAC
Somion occarium is the source of this 2553-nucleotide messenger RNA. The record is from the annotation of a GenBank genome assembly. Lineage: Eukaryota; Fungi; Basidiomycota; Agaricomycetes; Polyporales; Cerrenaceae.